Molecule: messenger RNA, 1251 nt
Organism: Python bivittatus (Burmese python)
Lineage: Eukaryota; Metazoa; Chordata; Lepidosauria; Squamata; Pythonidae
Source: RefSeq, a predicted model, not a curated record
AUGGGCCAAACAGAUGAUCCAGUAGAAGUGCCUGAAGGAAAGGAACAGACUCAGAUUGAAUCAUCCAAGAAGGAGUGGCUUUUGGUUUAUGGAUCAAAUGAUUCUGGGACUAUAUUUGAUUCUUUAUGGAAUUGUAUUCCCCCAUUUAAAGAUGCUGAUAUUAGCAUAGGAGUCUUAACCCUUUUGGUAUCCUUCUUAACCAGUAUUGUGUGGACUCGCACUAUCAGAGCAGUGGAUGAUCAACCUGAUCCAUACAACUGGCUGUUUUAUAAUUUUGAGUGUCCACAAGAAUGUUUCUGUCCUCCCAGCUUUCCAAAUGCUUUAUACUGUGAUAGCAAGGCACUUAAAGAAAUACCUGUCAUCCCAGCAAGAAUCUGGUAUCUCUAUCUCCAAAACAAUCUAAUUGAGACGAUUACAGAAAAGUCUUUUGUGAAUGCCACCCAACUAAAAUGGAUAAAUCUGAACAAUAACAAAAUCACUACCAAUGGAAUUGAAAAGGGUGUGUUUAACAAUUUAAAAAGUUUACUCUACUUGUUUCUGGAAGACAAUUAUUUAGAAGAGGUGCCUGCUCCCCUGCCAAUAAGCCUUGAGCAACUGCGUUUAGCAAGAAACAGAAUCAGUAUAAUUCCUGAAGGAGUCUUCAACAAUUUGGAAAAUCUAACUAUGUUAGACUUACAUCAAAACAAGCUGUUGGACAACACUCUCUCAAGCAACACCUUCCAAGGACUGAGAAGCCUCAUGCAACUCAACGUCGCUCAAAAUGCCCUUACAAAAAUGCCACCAAUCCUUCCACCUAAUGUAAUGCAACUAUUUCUGGACAGUAAUUCUAUUGAAGCAAUACCUGAAAAUUAUUUUGAUGCAAUUAAUUCUAUUGAAGCAAUACCUGAAAAUUAUUUUGAUGCAAUGUUCAAAUUAGUUUCCCUACGGCUGAACAACAAUAAAUUAACUGAUGGUGGUUUACCAAUCAAAGUCUUUAAUAUUUCAUCGCUUCUUGAUCUUCAGCUAUCAUACAAUGAACUCACCAUAGUCCCAGCGAUUAGUAUCUACCUUGAGCAACUUCAUCUUGAUAACAAUAGGAUCAAUACUCUUAAUGGAACUCAGAUGUGUCCAAUUCCUCUCCCAGGAGAUUAUGUUUACGAGAAAAAUUUGCCACAGCUCCGUUAUCUGCGCCUGGAUGGCAAUGGAAUCCAACCCCCACUUCCGCUGGACCUCAUGCUAUGCUUCCGGCUCCUUCAGGCUCUUGUUAUUUAA